AACAUCAUCGCCAACAUGCCAGAAUUCAACAAGUCUUUCCCCCUCUUCCGCCACCGCCAACUGGAGCCCUCAGCUUCGGUUCGCGUCUCCCCUCUCUGCUUGGGAGCCAUGACUUUUGGCGAGUUACACAGCGAACGCUAUGGUGUGUGCCCUAAAGAUGAGGCUUUCGCUAUUAUGGACAACUUCUACAGCGAGGGCGGUAACUUCAUCGACACCGCAAACGUCUACCGCGACGGCGAGUCUGAGGAGUGGGUUGGCGAAUGGAUGGCAAGCUGCAAAAAUCGCGAUGAAAUCGUUCUCGCGACGAAGUUCACAAGUGGCUGGAUGGCGCACAAGUCUGAGCACCUCCAGAGCAACUACAUCGGGACUGGUAGCAAGAGCAUGAAACUGUCUGUCGAGGCGUCCCUCAAGAAGCUGCAGACACGCUACAUCGACCUGCUCUAUAUCCACUGGUGGGACUACACCACUGAGAUCCCGGAGCUUAUGAACUCACUCAACGACCUCAUUGUGUCCGGCAAAGUUCUGUAUCUUGGUAUCUCCGACACGCCUGCCUGGAUCGUAUCGCAAGCCAACCAGUACGCGCGAGACCACGGUCUGCGACCGUUUAUUAUCUACCAGGGCAUGUGGAACGCAGGUAUGCGCGACUUCGAGCGCGACAUUAUCCCCAUGGCGCGUCACCAGGGUAUGGGUCUUGUUUCCUAUGGUGUGCUUGGAAGGGUCGAUUCCAGACCAAGGAGGCAUACGAGGAGAGCGGCGAGGAAAGUUCCCUACGUUUUCCCCCUUGUGGGCCAGCGUAAGGUUUCGCAUCUCAAGGCCAGCGUUGGCGGACUGUCCGUAUCCUUGACCGAAGACGAGAUCGAGAAGAUUGAGAGCGCGUACAAGUUCAAUCAUGGCUUCCCUCAUACGUUCUUGAGCGGCACAUUGUUCAAUCCUGAAGAUAAGCCAAAGCAAGCGGAUGGACCUGGUGAUGUGUGGCUCACGAAGGCUCAUAGUUGA
Messenger RNA from Macroventuria anomochaeta, 996 nucleotides. RefSeq names its product Aldo/keto reductase. The coding region runs from base 16 to 996 and encodes 326 amino acids. The record is from RefSeq and is a predicted model, not a curated record. Lineage: Eukaryota; Fungi; Ascomycota; Dothideomycetes; Pleosporales; Didymellaceae. The transcript has 2 exons.